ACCGCUCCGAGCUCGAGCCUUUCCCUCUCUUACACGUCUACUCAGCCCCCCUCUCCUUCACCUCUACGCGAGCUCUCCGCGUCCUCUCCGAGGUCAGCUUUGGCCCCCGACCUUCUCGACCCCGCGUGGGCGAUCCUCGACACGGCGAUUUGAUCCGAGCCCUCGGCGGUGCCGCUUGUCGAUUCGGUGCUCCGAUCCAUUGAUAUUGGGUAUCUCAUCAUGCUUUUGUCAAGGGUUCUUAGGAGAACAUUAUGUUCUGCUGCUAAAUCAGAAACUUCGGCCGCUGCAGCCGCAACAUCAGCAUCGGCUAAGACAGCAAAUAAUCCUCUUGAGCAAUUUUUUGAGGUGGACAGAAGCACCGAUGAGGAGAAACCUGUCAUCUACGGUCGUGGCUGGAAGGCUUCGGAAUUACGUUUUAAGUCUUGGGAUGAUCUUCACAAGCUAUGGUAUGUCCUCUUGAAAGAGAAGAACAUGCUUAUGACCCAACGCCAGAUGCUCCAUGCGCAAAAUCUGCGGUUUCCUAAUCCAGAACGCGUUCCUAAGGUGAGGAAAUCGAUGUGCCGGAUCAAGCAUGUCUUGACCGAGAGAGCAAUUGCCGAGCCUGAUCCUAGGAGGUCUGCGGAGAUGAAGAGGAUGAUUAAUGCGCUUUGAUAUCCUUCGGGAACCCAACCCACUUUAAAUCUUAACUUAGAUUCAGAUAUGUCUUCUGUUGUUUGUACAUUUGCCUGAAGUUAACGACUACUCUCGUGAAUCGCAUGUGUUUGGGACUCAGAAUAUAUUUUUGGAAAUGCUUGUUAUGGAAAAUUUGAACCAAAAUAAACUCGACGCCUUCUCAGA
This is a messenger RNA of Ananas comosus (pineapple), 837 nucleotides long. Its product is annotated as 39S ribosomal protein L47, mitochondrial. Bases 220 to 651 code for a protein of 143 amino acids. Gene Ontology annotation, molecular function: structural constituent of ribosome. Gene Ontology annotation, cellular component: mitochondrial ribosome; mitochondrial large ribosomal subunit. The record is from RefSeq and is a predicted model, not a curated record. The transcript is spliced from 4 exons. Gene Ontology annotation, biological process: mitochondrial translation. NCBI's taxonomy places the organism in Eukaryota, Viridiplantae, Streptophyta, Magnoliopsida, Poales, Bromeliaceae.